Rotaria socialis is the source of this 252-nucleotide messenger RNA. The record is from the annotation of a GenBank genome assembly. Lineage: Eukaryota; Metazoa; Rotifera; Eurotatoria; Philodinida; Philodinidae.
AUGUCUCGAUCGGAUGCAUCUCUUCGAUUGAAUGGCGUUACAAAUAAGAAUAUUACAAUUUCCAACAAUGUUCUAUAUUGUGCACAUCAAUUAUCAAUCAAAGCUACAAAUGAUUUAACAGAUGCCUCUGGGUAUAAUAACGCUGCCAAUGGAACUAUUAGUGCUACAGGUAUUCAACCAGAUGGAAUAUUGGCAAUAUUCAGUAAUGUCUCCGUAAACACUGCAGCCAACAAGAGGAUCUCCGUUGAUUAA